AUGCGGGUGUUGUCCACCUUGUCUAGCCUAGUCGCCAUUGCGGCAGCGAUUCCGGCUGCCUUUCCGCAAGACAUCGAUCUCUCAAUCCUCGCUGCCGCACCUGAUCCAAUCGUGUAUGACCCUGCUAUUGGGGCCACUGCUCAGGUUGUCACGUGGGAUUACACAUCAUUGAUCGCGCAAGCAACCGCCAUACCCACUCUCACGCCUUCCGUUGACGACCAGAGCCCGUCAGCUACCGAGCUUGCAAAGAGAGCGGCCGCUUGUACAUCAUUGGCCAUAGGCGCCACCGGAGCGCCUACCACACUCCCAGACAUUCCCGAUGCUUUCGCAAGCAAUUCUGCUUUUGCAGCGUUGGCAUCAAGUGCCCCGGUGCCGUCUGGCUAUAUCAACAAAUUCACCAACUUGAAUGCGUCGAACAAUGCCUAUGGAUAUCUCGGUUUCACUACUAUGCAGGACUACGACACGCAAGCGUGUGCUGCCAAGUGCAACGCAAUCUACGGAUGCAUGUCUUUCAACCUCUAUUUUGAGCGCGAUCCCAGCGUUGAUCCUGGAUCGGGAGCUAGUGGGUGUGCGAAUCCCCCGAGCGUGACUUACGUCAAAUACNAAUAUCGAAACCAGUUCCAGGUAUUGGUCGCAGGCUCGAAUGGCUACACCAACAGCAGCUUGGUGCCGCCGUCAGGAUACAGUGAUGCGAUAUACUACGGCAAGGCAGCCAUCAACGCCACAUACGAUGCCGAGGCCUAUGAUACAACCAUGGGAUCCAAAAUUUUUACUGGUCCUUUCGAUGCUAAUCUCUGUGCGAUGUACUGUGACGCCCAAACCAAGAUCAACGUGGACAAUGCAGCUUUGAGUGGAGCGUCGCCCAAGAGAUGUCAGUUCUUCAACACGUACAUUCUCUAUUUGAACGAUACCAAGCAUCCUCUGGGCCAAUACUGCGCUCUUUACACCGAAGCAUGGCCGUCGAACGACCAUUACUUUGUCGAGUACAGUUAUGGCUACACCAACAAGACUUACGCCGGAGUUGACCCCGCGGUGGGAGACAAACCUGGCGCUGUGUCUCAAGCUAGCGUCGCCAUCAAUGCUUCUUCGCUGCAACCGUUCUGCUCUGCUUAUCUCACCUACACGGUGCCAUCAACGACCAUCACUGCAACAAGGACCCUCACCCCUACAGCGACUUCCACUGCAUAUGCCACUGCGACUGUGUAUCAGAGGCGGAAGCGUGAUGAGAACACCAUGCUGGGUUUGACAACAAACUCUACAGAAGGCUUUCAAGUUCUGGUCGACAGGAACAACGUUACCUGGUAUUUCCCGAUCGAUAGUUCAGAGUCUUCGCCGCGGAACUUGAAGCGCGCUCUAUCCACCNCCCUAGCCUUGACCAGAUUCGCCCCCAGCAUUAUCUCCUCAGCCUGCUCGCUGCAAGUCAGUCCGGCCACAUCCACUUCGACCAUCACCGCCAGAGUCACCAUUACCGGUUCUACGACCACCGUAGCCGUGACUAAGACAUCCACAGCAACGGCUAACAAGUUCGGCGUCCCGACUGCAAUCCCAACCGGUGGCGGUAAAGUGUUCGCCAAGAACUCCGGCACCAGCGCCGACGGCAAAGCUAUGGAAUUGCAGACUUCGGCCUCGACCACAUGGCGGUCUUUCGGAGUGUUCAACGGUGACAGCUCAACAACAUCUACAACAUGGCAUCCCAACUUCGUCCUCGAUUCAAGUGGCUAUCUGCGCGACACGCAAUUCGGCUGGGUUUUGGCUAACUUUGACUACGCCUCCAAUACCCCCGUCGGUGUCUUCCAGCCCAACUUUAUUGACCCCGGAAAGUUAGGCUUGAUGAACUUUGCCCCUCUGAUUUGCGCUAUCGAUGCUAAGACAUCACUGCUUUCUUGCUCUCUCACUACUCAAGGUGGCUUGGUGCUCAAUAAGCUCAUGCUUGUGCCAGGUGUUUCGGGCUCAUGGGACCUCUCGCUGACAGACGAGGUCUAUCACAAGACAGCCGUUUCUUCCGGUUGGUGGCGGGAUGUGGUGUUGCAGUACAGUAGCUCGUGA
Aureobasidium musti is the source of this 2046-nucleotide messenger RNA. The record is from the annotation of a GenBank genome assembly. NCBI's taxonomy places the organism in Eukaryota, Fungi, Ascomycota, Dothideomycetes, Dothideales, Saccotheciaceae.